This is a messenger RNA of Dendronephthya gigantea, 2262 nucleotides long. Its product is annotated as kinesin-like protein KIF25. Gene Ontology annotation, biological process: microtubule-based movement. Gene Ontology annotation, molecular function: ATP binding; microtubule binding; microtubule motor activity. The record is from RefSeq and is a predicted model, not a curated record. The transcript is spliced from 15 exons. The coding region runs from base 146 to 2017 and encodes 623 amino acids. NCBI's taxonomy places the organism in Eukaryota, Metazoa, Cnidaria, Anthozoa, Malacalcyonacea, Nephtheidae.
UGAUCGGUGCUCGCGAGAAUAUGAUCUCCCUUCAGUCACAAUAGCAUUGAACAAAACGUCUAUCAUAUUAGCGGGAACAACACUUUCUCCAAGCACUUGUUGCAACCAUCUCACAACACACAGUUCAUAGGUUGAUCUCAAAACGAUGCCGGAAUUUGAAGGGGAAGCCCUGAAAGAACGAGUGCAGAAGCUCGAACGGGUUUUACGGGCACGAGAAGAACGGAUAGUUGCAUUAGAAACAGAAAAUGCUAUGUUGUAUCUGAAACUGGCUGAUUGCCAAGGUUCACUACAUCACUGUAAGUCUGAAGCAUCACAUCUCAGAAGAUUGUAUCAGAAUGAACUCAAGUCCAACAACAAUGUUUCAAAGAACUUCAGAGGAUUGUCUACCAAGGUCACAGUCAUCAGAAAAGACAUGGAAAAUUUGUCGGAAAUGGUGAGAAGCUUGCCAAAAAUGAUGGAGAAGGAGGUCAAUAAUGCCAGACUUGCCAGCGAAAGGCUUCUAUCUGGAACUUCAAAUCUAGAUGAUGUACAAGCAAAGUUAUUGGAAACUGAAAUGGCUCUUGAUGAGGCGCUUCAAAGGGCAUCAGCUGAAAAGUACCGAAGGCGUACUUUACAUAACGUUUUAGUGGAACUGCGUGGAAAUAUCCGUGUUCAUUGUCGAGUGAGGCCUUUGAUAGCGGCGUUAGAUUCAGGAGGUGUUAGUAAAGAUCUCGGCAAGGCAGGGACAGCUUUUGAACAAGUCGUAAAUGUCGUUGAUGACGAAACUGUGUCCGUUCGCCCAAACAAGGCAAUGUCCGGCUCGAUUCAGAAGAAAAUAUUUGAAUUUGAGAGAGUUUAUGCACAGGAUGCCACACAGGAGUUUGUCUUUGAAGAUGUUUCACCGCUCCUAACCUCACUACUUGAUGGUUACAAUGUGUGUUUCAUGGCGUAUGGUCAGACAGGUUCAGGAAAGACGCACACUAUGGUUGGUGGUCAUACCUUGAACGAUGAUAUUGAGAGUACAGAAACUGAUUAUUCUAUGGAGGGAAUCAUACCACGGGCUGCCAGAGAGAUUUUCAGGCUAAUGGCCGAACGUGAACAUCAGUCCGAGUCCUAUGCGAUGGAAAUAUCCGUGUGUGAAAUAUAUAACAACGAUGUUCGUGACUUACUGAGUGAGAAAUCAACUAGGACGGAGAAGAAAGAUGUUUAUAUCAAUAGUGACGGUUCAACAGAAAUACCAAGUUUGUCAACGCGUUCAGUGAGGAGUGUUGAAGAUGUCAUGAAAUAUGUUGGACAUGGGAUGAGGGAACGUCAUGAAGAUGCAACUAAAGUUCAUGCUCACUCGAGUCGAUCCCAUCUUAUAGUUCAGUUGACAUUGUAUACAUCAUCGAAUCAGAUCUCACCCCCCGGGAAAGGAAAGUCAGUAGCACCUUCCCCUCCUGUCACCCCGCGAGGUCUAAAAAGAGGCGGAUCUUAUGAUAAGGACCCAAGGAGUAGAUCUAAGUCCCCUGCUCCUCCAAACAACUCCCAUCCGAGUUCCCCAUCACCUCCUGAUACCCCAUCAACGUCAAUGGUUGUUAAAACCAAGCUGCAGUUGGUUGAUCUUGCUGGGAGUGAAUGUGUUGGUCUGUCCGGAGUGACUGGAAGUGCUUUAAGAGAGACAUCUUUCAUUAACAAGAGUUUGAGUGCCUUGGCUGAUGUCUUAGGAGCGUUAGCAGGACAUCGCUCACAUAUCCCGUAUCGUAAUACCAAAUUAACACAUGUUCUUCAAGACACCAUCGGUGGCGAUGCUAAACUGCUUGUCAUGUUGUGUGUUUCACCUGUGCAGAAAUUUAUCACUGAAACUAUGCAGUGUCUUGGAUUUGGUUCCAGGGCCAGGCAGGUUGCACGCGGACAAGUGAAGAAACGAAGAGGAACUGCCUCUCCUUUGCAACAGUCCAUAGAUUUAAAAGAAGUAAACGCGGCCCUUAAAGCAAGUGGAAGUCUCAGUAAACUUACCGUACCUAAUUUAACCAAACGUCGUGGCUCAAAUCACUAGUACCAAUGUUUUAAAACUUAGAAACUUUAUAGAGACAUGAUAUACAAAACUAAGAUACAUGCAAAUAUGAUACUGUAUAUAUUGUCUUGGACACAGAAUAUCUAUCAUCAAUCUGUUUAGGAUUUGAUUCAUAGCCCUUUUAUAAAGUUCUUUUAUAGAAAAACUUGUAUAGUGUAUCCAUUUUUUAUGGAUAAAUUAAUGGUUAUACUUUUGCAUACAAUGACUUUUUUCUAUUAAUUUUUUUA